Molecule: messenger RNA, 2676 nt
Organism: Cyprinodon tularosa
Lineage: Eukaryota; Metazoa; Chordata; Actinopteri; Cyprinodontiformes; Cyprinodontidae
Gene: ptprjb.2
Product: zic family member 2 (odd-paired homolog, Drosophila), a
Exons: 4
Coding region: 453-1790 (445 amino acids)
Biological process (GO): central nervous system development; regulation of transcription by RNA polymerase II
Cellular component (GO): nucleus
Molecular function (GO): RNA polymerase II cis-regulatory region sequence-specific DNA binding; DNA-binding transcription factor activity, RNA polymerase II-specific
Source: RefSeq, a predicted model, not a curated record
AGGGGCACCUGGGAUUGAUGAGGCGCUGCAGCCAAUCAGACUGCGCGAAAGGAGCGAACGGGCUCCAGUUAAAGGGGGCAGAAGAGGAGGGAGAGCCAGUCCACGGAGAAACAGGGACUCUCCGCCGAUAAAGCGCUCACUCCGAGUCAGAGAAAUAAAUCCGUGCCCAAACUGGACCGCGUAAAACAUCAAAGGGUCGUAGUCAGGAGAAGAGGACACAAGGAAAUCUUUCACUUCCGUUUGGAUUUUUCGAUUCCAAGUAAUUAUUGAAUUAUUUUAUUGUUAGUUAGGUUUGUAUCUUUUAGCUAUGAGCGGAGAAGCGCAUUCGAUUUACGCCUGAUAUGGUGUUUCUAAAGCUGGAAGUCGUAUUGUUGCGUGUCAACAUUUGAUCUUUUUUUUUCUUUUGUAAUUUUUAAAAGAAUUCUGUUCUGGUUUUUAAACGCAAAAUAACAAUGUUACUGGAUGCUGGCCACCAGUUCCCGGGACUGGGAGUGGGUUCGUUUGCCAGGCAUCACUCAGCGAGCGACAUGCAGGACAGAGACUUGAGUUUGGCGCAGAACAGCUUUGUAGACUCCGCACACAUGGGUGCGUUCAAGCUCAACCACGAUCUCUCUCCGGGACAGAGCUCUGCGUUCACCACGCAGGCACCGGGCUACCCCGCUGCGGCUCUGGGGGCCCACGCCGCUCAUGUCACGUCGUACGCGAGCUCCCCCUUCAACUCUACCAGGGACUUUCUCUUCCGCAGCCGCGGCUUCGGAGAAUCCUCUCCGGCGAGCGGCCAGCACGCUAUUUUUGGCCCCACGGCAGGAUCCCUUCAUCACACCCACACAGACACUCAAAGCCACAUUCUAUUCCCCGGGAUCCACGAUCAGCACGGCUCCCACGGUUCGCCGAAUGUCCUGAACGGCCAGAUGAGGCUCGGACUGCCGGGUGAAGUUUUCGGGCGCUCCGAGCAGUACCACCAGGUCUCCAGCCCGAGGACCGACCCGUACUCCGCCGCGCAGCUCCACAACCAGUACGGCUCCAUGAAUAUGAACAUGGGCAUGAACAUGGCAGCCCACCACCAUCAUCACCCCGGUGCCUUUUUCCGCUACAUGAGGCAGCAGUGCAUCAAGCAGGAGCUCAUCUGCAAGUGGAUCGAUCCGGAGCAGCUGAGCAACCCCAAAAAGUGCUGCAACAAAACUUUCAGCACCAUGCACGAGCUGGUUACGCACGUCUCCGUGGAACACGUCGGCGGGCCGGAGCAGACCAACCACAUCUGCUUCUGGGAGGACUGCGCCCGGGAGAGCAAGCCGUUCAAGGCGAAAUACAAACUGGUGAACCACAUUCGGGUGCACACGGGGGAGAAACCCUUCCCCUGCCCCUUCCCAGGCUGUGGCAAAGUUUUUGCUCGCUCGGAAAACUUGAAGAUCCACAAAAGAACACACACAGGAGAAAAACCUUUCCAGUGCGAGUUUGAGGGUUGUGACAGAAGAUUUGCAAACAGCAGCGACCGAAAGAAACACAUGCACGUCCACACGUCAGACAAGCCAUAUUUGUGCAAAAUGUGUGACAAGUCCUACACACACCCCAGCUCUCUACGAAAACACAUGAAGGUUCACGAAUCCACUCCAUCUGCAUCAGAUUCAUCACCAGCUGCAAGUUCUGGCUAUGAAUCGUCCACUCCCCCGGGCCUGGUGUCCCCCACCACCGAGACCCAAAGCAACACAACCCUGUCCCCAGCCUCAGCUGUGCACAACACCACCAGCCACAGUGGCCUGUCCUCCAAUUUCAGUGAAUGGUAUGUGUAGGACUGAGCUCAAAAAAAUAAAGCCACACACACAUCACUUCCCAGCACUGGGCAUUUCCACAGGAGUUUUCUUAUUUGGACACAAAAACAUUUAUUUUUUAUUUUAAUAUUCACCAGACAGGGUGAUAAUAACCAGCGGAGGAAAAAUGUGUAUGAUAAACCUGAGGGGUGUGUUUCAUACUGUAAAUAGGAACUUAAAAAAAAUAAAAUCCACCUUCUCAUUUGGUUGUGGUAGUUUUGUCAAGUCUUUUGGUGUAUAGACGUUCCUUCAGGUAGCUGUUUCUCUAACUGGAAUCUUAGUGCACAUAUUACCAUUAAAACUGUACUAUAAUGUUGACUAUUGUGAUCCUGAGGCAAACUGAUUGUACUAUACUAAAACAUCUAUAAACUGGAGAGAGUGCCAAAGUUAACCUUCUAACUCCAACAAACCACAAUAAUCAUGAUCGUGAAUGUAUAUUUUAGUUUGCUGGGGCUUAACUUGUGAUGUUUUUUGUGCUUUGCAAGUUUGAAUUGUGAAGAAAAACCUAUCUGGAAAGAUUGUGAGGUCAAAUAAACGUUGUGCCGUUUUUUCAAUUAAUUUUUGGUUUGUUUUAUUUUUAUUUUGUUUUCUGGUCUGUACCCCACACACCUUUUCCUAUUUUGUAAAUAUCAGCUGCCAUAUUUAUCCAUUUGUAAUUAAAUUAUGGUAUUUACUUGCUACAGAUGAAACAGUAUUUAUAAAAAGAAUGUUUCUUUGCCUAUAAAUAUGUACAAUGAUGAGCUAAAAACACAGGCAGUUGUUUCGUUCUGUGCUAAUUUUUUGUUUAAAGUUUUAAGAGGUGUUUCCUUCCUUUAAUUGUGAUAAGAAUUUUACUGCUUACAAAUAUAAUAAAAAGGUGUUGCAAGUG